AUGUGUUCUACUAUGUGGUUUGUUACACACAAGAAAUUUAAUCGUAUUACUGAUCUUCUUAUUCGAUCAGGGGUUAUUGACGUGACGCUACCGAUUGGUAGAUCACGCAUUUACGAUCGCCAGGCCACUCUCUUACAUCUGGCCGCAGGUUCUGGAAAGCUUUGUCGUGUUAAGCUUCUUCUGCAACAUGGCGCUGAUCUUAAUGCAAAAGAUAGUAAGAACAAAUCGGUGCUGCACUAUGCCAUAACUUGCAAAAACGUCGCCGUAACCGAUUACCUGGUGUCCGCCGGAGCGGACGUUAACGCUAGAGAUCGGCAAGGACUAAGUGUAUUACACUACGCUAUACUCUCGGGUUCUAACGAAGUAAUAGACAUUUUGAUACAAAACGGAGCCGACUUGGAAGCCGUAGACGAAAGAGGUUGGAGCGCGAUGCACAUCGCAGUACUUGUGCUCAGCACCGGAUCAAAUAUAUUCAUUGAUCAUGAUGGAGUCAGCCUGGACACAAGGAAUAUCUUGAACUUGAGGCCAACGCGCGUUGCUAUCGAUUUGACGAGAGAAAGGAUCGUUUGUAUGCUGCUGGACCAUGGUGCGAACAUCAACAUGAAAACUCAGGAAGGACACUUUCCACUUUUUUACGCCGUGAUCACUGGCCACCGAAACAUGGUCAAACUGUUAAUCUCCAAAGGAGCUGGCUUAAAUAAUCAGACAGUAGACGGAGAGACAGCCUUGAUCGCGGCUUGCCAACGAGGACUCAGCAAAAUAGUGGAGAUUCUACUCUGCAACCACGCUGAUGUUGCUUUAAAAAGUAAGCACGGAGCCAUUGCCUUGUCAUCAGUGGGACAGGACGACCAAACGGCUCAAGUCAUCGUAAGACACAUCGCCAAGUUAAAAGCUGGGAAGCAGUUGGUCGACGAGAACAGCCUGAAAGCGAUAAGGCUCAAUGAGGAGCUUCAACGAUACUACGACAAGUGUGAGUCCGAACUUGAAAGGAUGAAGAAUGAAAAGAUCGAGGAGAGUUGUAAUAUGUCUUACUAUUACAUACUCUCCAAAAAUCUAGAGAAGAUCGCAUCGCUGGCCAAGAAUUACGAUGUUGUUAAGGCAUUCGAGAAGGAUGAAUUCCGAGACAAAUAUCCAAUCUACGCUAAGGAACUAGAGACCAAGUUUACGGAAGCCAUGGCCAGGAGGAAUUUCAGCCACAACAUGGAACAUUGUUUAAGAAACACCCUUUCAAAUUUCCAUGUACCCGAUGUUGCUAUUAAAAAUAUUGUCAGUUAUCUGCGAUUCGAAGAUUUCAACGUAUAA
Nasonia vitripennis (jewel wasp) is the source of this 1302-nucleotide messenger RNA. RefSeq names its product putative ankyrin repeat protein RF_0381. The transcript has a single exon. The record is from RefSeq and is a predicted model, not a curated record. NCBI's taxonomy places the organism in Eukaryota, Metazoa, Arthropoda, Insecta, Hymenoptera, Pteromalidae. Gene Ontology annotation, molecular function: protein binding. The coding region runs from base 1 to 1302 and encodes 433 amino acids.